Messenger RNA from Vidua macroura (Pin-tailed whydah), 1157 nucleotides. Its product is annotated as C-type lectin domain family 4 member A-like. The transcript is spliced from 6 exons. The record is from RefSeq and is a predicted model, not a curated record. Lineage: Eukaryota; Metazoa; Chordata; Aves; Passeriformes; Viduidae. The coding region runs from base 292 to 987 and encodes 231 amino acids.
CAGUUGUUAGGUUCUCAUUUUUCUUUUAUGUCUCAAAAUCUUCCAUGGUGCCAGGGCUGAUUUCCUGGUCUGAGAAACUGAAGAUCUCUUUGGGGCAUUUCUGAGCUCCCAGGAAUUCUUGCGUUAUCACCAGUGCUUCCAGUGUUCAGCACAGCCUUCAUUGAUGGGUAGAGGGUGAAUGAACAGAUGGGAAAGGCUCAGUAACCUAUUCGUGUCACCCUCUGGAAACAAGGAGCUAGAAGGACCACCUUUUAUGUGGCAAAACUGAGGACAGGGUCACACUGUGAUUAAAUGGCAUCAGAAAUCACCUAUGCUGAGGUGAAGUUCAAAAAUGAAUUGCCGGCUCCAGUGGUCAAAGGACUUCCCAAGAAAAAGAAGUCUGAGCAACAUCCCCAGAAGUACCCACUGUGGCUGCCAUGGUUGAUCUCACUGCUGCUUCUCUUGGUGUGCAUUGCCCUUGUUGUUGUCCUCCUUGUGGUUCCCUUCAGCCACAGCAGUGCCCAGCCCUCGGCCCUGCAGCAGCAGUUCUCGGAGUGGGAGUGCGACUCAGCGCUGCCACAAGGCACAGAGAGAGGCUGGAUGUGCUGCCCAAAGGGCUGGAGAAGGUUUCAAAGAAGCUGCUAUUUCCUGUCCCUUGAUAAGAUGAAUUGUGCUGAGAGUGCACAGAACUGCACUGGGAUGGGCUCCCAGCUGGUGGUGAUCAACAGCAAGGCAGAGCAGGAAUUCCUGUCUGUGCAGAUAGGUCAACUCAUGAGAAGAGAUAAUUUCUACAUUGGUCUGUUUUUGGAGAAGGUGGGCCAGUGGCAGUGGGUGGACAAGACUCCAUAUAAUGGGACACCAAUGUUCUGGCGUGAAGGAGAACCAAGUCCAGGCCAUGAGAACUGCACUGUAAUGCAUGCGCCUGAAAAAGCUCUCUACAACUGGAAUAACGUCAAACCAGAUAUGAUGCAUCAUCGAAUUUGUGAAGUUGCAGCAGUAAUUGUGUGAUGGAAAUAUCCCUGUCCUGAGUAAAGCUGGGAGCUGAGCAGGGAGCUGGGAACAUUGCUGGGAGGGGUCAGGAGCUCUGGCACAUCUUCACUGUGUGGGGUAGGAGCAUGUGUGUGGAAGUGCAAUGAGCUUUGUCCAGCAUCCCCAGUGCAUGUGGUGGCUCAGGGAAC